Lotus japonicus is the source of this 1030-nucleotide messenger RNA. RefSeq names its product NAC domain-containing protein 83-like. The coding region runs from base 100 to 807 and encodes 235 amino acids. The transcript has 3 exons. NCBI's taxonomy places the organism in Eukaryota, Viridiplantae, Streptophyta, Magnoliopsida, Fabales, Fabaceae. Gene Ontology annotation, biological process: regulation of DNA-templated transcription. The record is from RefSeq and is a predicted model, not a curated record. Gene Ontology annotation, molecular function: DNA binding.
AUAUUCAUUGAUAUGUACCUGUGCUCAUCCUAACAAUAUUGAAUUGGUCAAGAGUACUCAUAUCUUUCUUUUGGUUGUUGAGUACUCAUUAAGCAAAUUAUGGAAAAGCUGAAUUUUGUUAAGAAUGGAGUGAGCAGAUUGCCUCCUGGUUUUCGUUUCCAGCCAACAGAUGAAGAGCUUGUGUUUCAGUACUUGAAAUGUAAAGUGUUCUCAUUCCCAUUGCCUGCUUCCAUCAUUCCUCAGAUCAAUGUCUGCAGCUAUGAUCCUUGGGAUUUGCCAGGAAAUUGUGAUUAUGAGCAAGAGAGGUACUUUUUCAGCUCCAAGGAAUCUAAGUAUCGAAAUGGCAAUCGAAUGAACAGAAAAACCAAUUGUGGCUAUUGGAAGGCAACUGGGUCAGACAAAAAGAUAUCUUCUUCAACAAGUAAUGAUGGCAUUAUGGGGAUAAGAAAAACCCUGGUUUUUUACCAAGGCAAGUCACCAAAUGGCUCCAAAACUGAUUGGGUUUUGCAUGAAUAUCGUCUUGUCGGUGUAGAAACUAGUGCUUGCAACUCAACCCAAAACUUAAACGAGAUAGGAGAUUGGGUUCUGUGUCGUGUAUUGAUGAAGAAAAGAAGUAGAGAAAGUGAUGGCGGCACCACUCAUAACAUGAAUAUGCAAAAUCCAAGAUUGUUUGAUUUUAUGAUGGUGAGCAAUAGGAGUAAUUCUUCUUCAUCCUCAUCGUGUUCAAGUUCCAGUAAUUAUAACUUCAUGGAGGUCUCUUCAAAUGCACCUGACCAAGAAGGAACAAGUGGCUAUGCUGAUUUUUAAGAGCAGCAUAUAAUAUGUUUGGAUCGAUUUUUAAUUUUUUCAUAAUCAAUUCCGACUCCGAAGUUAUUUACAGAAGUUUCUUCUUAGAAUUGAUUUUGAUUCUAGAAUUAAUUAUAGAAGGAGUUCCAAACAUGUAUUUAUCCACAUAUAUGUAUGUGGUAUAUCAAUUAAUGAAAAUAUGCCAGAGGAUGCCUACAGUACUGAUUUGCACCUUCAAACAUAA